UUUACUACUGGAAACGUUAGACUGACGGAGCAGAAUAACAGACUCUGAGCACACAGAAGCACUCACACUGCGCUCUGGAUAUUACUGAACAGCAAAGCCGUUCGGAUGUGCAAUAUGACUUUUGAAGAAACCGGUGGAGAGAAUUCUUCAGAAAGGAUGGAAUCGGUGGCUAAAGCAUUAGAGGAGGUCCUGAGCUCUGCAUUGCCUCAGGGUUGCAUCACUGUUGGAGUUUACGAGGCAGCAAAGUCUCUAAAUGCAGAUCCAGACAAUGUGGUGUUGUGUCUGCUGGCCACAGAUGACGAAGAGGAUGUGGCUCUCCAGAUUCACUUCACCUUGAUCCAGGCUUUCUGCUGCGAGAACGACAUCAACAUCCUGCGAGUGAGCAAUAUGAGGCGUUUGUCAGAAAUACUGGGAGGAGUGAAACCUGGAGGGGAGCCCAUGGAUCUACACUGUGUUCUAGUGACGAAUCCUCAGUCAUCCCUUUUGAAGGACCCUGCACUAAGCAAACUGAACCGAUUCUGCAGAGACAGCCGCUGUCUGGAUCAGUGGGUGCCUGUUAUCAACCUGCCAGACCGAUGAAACUACUUGGAAUAUAAUAUUUUGUGUGCAUUCGGGGAAAAGUAAUUGCACAAGGCCUGUCUUAAUGUCUGUGUUGGACUUCUCUGGAAAGUACCUCAGAGAGAGUAAGAGAUGGGAGGGGCAGGAAAAAAAAAAAAGAACACGAGGAGGAAAAAUGCUCCAACAUUUUACCAGGUCAGGGUGAACUCGUGGGCCAAGGAGGAGUGACUCAGCAGUCUGGGUUCCAGGAUUUCCAGCUUAUGACUGCGCCUUUCUCUGCCGGGAAAGAAGCCUUCACAGGAAACUGAAUCAUGUGAGCGGACAAGUUCACGCGGCAGGAGCACAAGUGCAGGACUUGGGAGGGGGAAAAAAGCACACAGAGAGCUUACCGUUGACAAGACUCCCAGAACUGGACCAUGCUGGAACGGACCAGUCAGAGCUCUCAGCUUGAAGAAUUCCUCAUGGAGAUUAGUCCAAAUCCAAACAUUUCUGUAACGGCACAUUUGUUUGAUAGUAUUUAAGACUUGUCACCUUGAUAACGCAAAAGGGAAACUUUUCACAGUUUAUUAUUAUUAUUAUUAUUAUUAUUUUAAGGGCAAUGCAAUUGUUAAGACUUGUCCAUUAACUGAUGUUUUUAUGUGUCAUUAAUUUAACAAAUUAUAUUUAUUGUGCAUCGUUCAUGAAAUUCUGCCUUGUUAAGAUGAAUGAAAUAAACGAACAAGGAACAAA
Molecule: messenger RNA, 1287 nt
Organism: Labrus mixtus (cuckoo wrasse)
Lineage: Eukaryota; Metazoa; Chordata; Actinopteri; Labriformes; Labridae
Gene: gadd45ab
Product: growth arrest and DNA-damage-inducible, alpha, b
Exons: 4
Coding region: 106-579 (157 amino acids)
Biological process (GO): regulation of cell cycle
Cellular component (GO): nucleus; cytoplasm
Source: RefSeq, a predicted model, not a curated record